Messenger RNA from Clonostachys rhizophaga, 1407 nucleotides. The record is from the annotation of a GenBank genome assembly. NCBI's taxonomy places the organism in Eukaryota, Fungi, Ascomycota, Sordariomycetes, Hypocreales, Bionectriaceae.
AUGUCCUCCGAAUCCCGCUGGGCGGGUUAUGACGGCCGGUCUGGCUUACCGCUAUUGCGCAAAAGCGAGGAUGACGAAUUGGAUGGUACCGGCCAUUCCAACCUGUCAGGUCGAUUAAACGAUACGGUACACGCUUCGGGCCACGAUGAUGACGACUCAGAUCACGAACACCCUCUCCAGAAUUCGACGUCAAACUUCUCCCACGGGUCGGGGAUGCACAGUCGCAGCCCACAGCAGGCGGCUGCUGCGGCUGAGAGGGCAGCCAAGACCAAAUACACAUACGCCGCUUUUUUUCUGGUCGUCAGCCUCAUCACAUUCUGCGUCCAGACCGAGCUCAGUGCGUACAUUCAACAUGACCGCGGGUGGUCGAAGGCCUAUUGCAUGAUGUACCUGACACACGGGUUUUGGGUCUUUCUUUGGCCUUCAAUGCUUCUAGUCCUGCGGUUUAAAGCCAGAGACGUGCCCUGGUCGGUCUUUUUCAAGAGACAUCUCCUCCACCUGAAGACGACUAUAAUGAUGAUCGAAACCCAGACAUUAGAUGUCCAUCGCUCCGCUUCACGGCACAACUCCAACCCCCUUCGUUACAUUGUUCGCUUCACUGCCAUUAUCACAUCUGCUUUGACUGUAGCUGGUCUCAGUUGGUACAUUGCAGUAAGCUUGACCACGCCCUCCGAUUUGACUGCCAUCUAUAAUUGCUCUGCCUUCUUCGCCUACGUUUUUUCUGUGCCCUUACUUCAUGAACCGCUGCGCCUAGAUAAAUCCGUCGCCGUUCUUAUCGCAAUUGCAGGAGUGCUUGUUGUGGCAUACGGAGAUACCAAAGGGACCGAGACCGAAACUGGAGCUGGUAGCCGUUUUCUCGGAAAUAUUGUAAUCGGCGUUGGCUCUGUGCUAUAUGGGUUGUACGAAGUGCUUUACAAACGAUUUGCCUGCCCACCCGAGGGUACAUCGCCUGGUCGAGGUGUCACUUUCGCUCUCACAUUUGGCUCCCUGAUUGGCCUUUUCACCUUGACGGUGCUCUGGAUUCCCUUGCCGUUUUUACACUGGCUGAACAUCGAAAAAUUCGAGAUCCCAGACGCUUCUACUUGCUGGCUCAUCUUGCUGGCUAUUCUUUCUAAUGGCAUCUUUAGCGGGAGCUUUUUGGUCCUCAUUUCGCUGACAUCUCCUGUGCUAUCAUCUGUCGCCGCACUAUUGACUAUCUUCUUGGUAGCAUUGGUCGAUUGGCUUAUCACUGGUAAACCUCUUAGUUGGGCUGCGAUCAUCGGAGGUGCUAUGAUCAUUGUCGCCUUCCUAGCUCUAAGUUGGAGCACAUAUCGUGAGAUGAAAGAACAUGAGGCGCAAAAACUUUCGGUAGAUCUGGCGGACAGCGAUGUCGAUGAGGCGUCGGAUUCGACUCCCGAUGAGGCAUAG